This is a messenger RNA of Schizosaccharomyces octosporus yFS286, 1591 nucleotides long. RefSeq names its product mannose-6-phosphate isomerase. Gene Ontology annotation, biological process: carbohydrate metabolic process; GDP-mannose biosynthetic process. The record is from RefSeq and is a predicted model, not a curated record. Gene Ontology annotation, cellular component: cytosol. Lineage: Eukaryota; Fungi; Ascomycota; Schizosaccharomycetes; Schizosaccharomycetales; Schizosaccharomycetaceae. Gene Ontology annotation, molecular function: zinc ion binding; mannose-6-phosphate isomerase activity. The transcript has 2 exons. The coding region runs from base 107 to 1342 and encodes 411 amino acids.
UGUCAUUACAUAUCAUACUGACUUCAUGAUGCAUGUAGAAGGAACCAAAGUCAGUGAAAGCUUUGACCUGUUCCAAUACUAAGAUAACGCUUACAAGAAUUAAAAAAUGUAUCGCUUAAAAUGUCAAGUAAUGGAAUAUGACUGGGGCAGGGUUGGUAACAACUCUCUAGCCGCUCAGUUCGCAAAGAAUGGAAGUGGAUUUGAAGUAAACGAAGAGAAACCAUACGCAGAGCUAUGGAUGGGUUCUUAUCCUUCUUGUCCUUCAACGGUGAUUCAGACUGGCCAAAGUCUUGAUAAAAUAUUGACGCCAGAAACCAUGGGACAAAAAAUCUAUGAGAAGUAUGGUAACCAACUACCUUUUCUGUUCAAGGUCCUUUCUAUCGAUAAGGUGCUCUCAUUGCAAGCUCAUCCUGAUAAAAAGCUUGCAAAAGAAUUGCAUGCCAACGACCCCGAAAACUAUAAGGACGAUAAUCACAAACCUGAAAUGGCGCUUGCUUUGACUCAAUUUCAAGGCCUCUGUGGAUUCCGUCAAGGAGAACAGAUUGUUUCCUUUUUAAAAAACAUCCCUCCUUUGCGCGAAUUUGUUGGAGAGGAGGCUGCUGUGGAAUUUGAAAAGGAAUACAAGAAAAACGAGAAAGAUGCUCUUCGUAAGUUAUUCGAUGUUAUGAUGAAUAAUGAUAAUGAUAAACUCGAAAAAUAUGCUCCUAAACUUGUCCAAUUUGCCAAGGAUACUGAUGAAGAUUUUGGAGGAAAGCCAUUUGGUGGUCAUGAUUUGAGUGCAUUGAUACUUCGUCUCAAUAGUCAAUAUCCCAACGAUAUUGGUCUUUUUAUUACGCUUAUUUUGAACCAUGUAGAUCUAAAACCAGGAGAGUCCAUCUUCCUUCGUGCAUUGGAUCCUCAUGCUUAUAUUGCUGGUAAUAUUAUAGAAUGUAUGGCUUCCAGUGACAACGUCAUCCGUUCGGGAUUCACUUCCAAAUUCAAGGACAAGGGCACAUUGAUCAAAUCUUUAACUUACGAAACCGGUACUGCUGACGAUCAACUUACACGCCCUGUUCCGUUUCCCAAAGCUCACGGUACUGGUAAAACAGUUGUCUACAAGCCUCCUAUUGAAGAAUUCAAUAUCCUUCAAACUACCCUUGCUCCUGAACAAAGUCAAACUAUACGCGACAUAACUGGUCCUAGCAUUCUCAUCGUUGUAGAAGGUAACGGUCUUCUUAAAGGUGAAAAUGGAGAUACAGCUUCAAUUUCCCCCGGUUUCGUGUUCUUUAUCUCCGCGAACUAUCCAUUAACAAUUUCAUCGUCUUCCAAAACGUUGAUAGUUUAUCAAGCGUAUUGCGAAUAAGCACUUUAUUCUCAAUAAAGGUUUUUACAACUCGGCAGACGAUGUAUCAUGAUCUUUCUACUACUCUGCCUUCUACUUUGUGUUAUUUUGUUACUUUUUCCUACUAAAAAAAAAAAAAAAAAAAAACCAAAAAACCAAAAAUAAAAUAAAAACAAAAUUUUUUUGUAUUAAUUAAUUAGUUAAAAAAUGCAAAAAACAAAACCAAAAAAUGCAAAAAGUCAUCAAACAAUGCAAAGUCGUAAUUUAUCU